Paramuricea clavata is the source of this 945-nucleotide messenger RNA. Lineage: Eukaryota; Metazoa; Cnidaria; Anthozoa; Malacalcyonacea; Plexauridae. The record is from the annotation of a GenBank genome assembly.
AUGUUUUACUGUCGUUACUGUCUGCAUGGAUUUAUUCGAGAAGACCUUCUACCAGAUCAUGAGCCCCACUGUUGUCGAUAUGGAGUCCAGCGUAUUGAGUUACUGAGUGAAGACAAUGCUUCACUCUAUUUCAAAGAUUAUCACAAACAACUCAAGGUACCAUUUGCUAUUAAUGCUGAUUUUUAAAGCGUCACAGCCAAGAUCAAUUCAGCAACUCCCGAUCCAACUAAAUCAUCUACCGAGAAAUAACAGCAUCACCAACCUUGUGGAUUUUCGUAUGUUGUCGUAUCAGAGGCAGAACAAUAUUCCAAUUUGCCCGUUGUGUGUAUCGUAGUGAGGAUGCUGUGGAUAAGUUUCUCGAAUGUUUAGAGACAGAACAGCAAUACAUCGAAGAAAAACUUAGUUUCAUCCAGCCGAUGCGCAUCGAGAACGAAGAAGAACAGAUGUUUCAAAAUGCCAUUAACUGUCAUCUGUGGUUUUGAAUUGGGCGCCGACCGAGUUCGCGAUCAUUGCCAUCUCACAGGAAAGUAUCGUGGAGCCGCACACAACGAAUGUAACUUAAACUAUAGUUUUACUGGACGCAUUCCUGUCAUUCUGCAUAGUCUUCGUGGUUAUGACUCCCACCUGAUUAUGCAAGGUCUUGGAAAGUUAAAGAAUAAGGAGAUCAACUGCAUCCCCAACAAUAUCGAAAAGUAUAUUUCCUUUUCCAUCGAUAAACUAGAUUUUAUUGACUCACUUCAGUUUAUGGACGCUUCCCUCGAACGGCUGGUGUCUAAUCUUUCAAAGAGUGGCGCAGAUAUGUUUCCAAUUUCCAGAAACACACUGAAGCUGAAAGAGUACCAUUGCUUCUGCGGAAAGGCGUAUAUCCGUAUGACUACAUGGAUAGUGUGGAAAAGUUUGAUAAAGAAACUCUGCCUCCUCAAGAAUGCUUCUACAGUGUUCUAA